AAAAAAUAAAAAAUAAAAAAUCGUAAAUUUUAAAUAAAAAAAAUAGCAUCCGCUGACAGGUGCAGUUGUGGGAGCUCGUCUCGUCUCUCUUCCAACGGAGAAAUCCUAUAAAUAAACAUUCUCAAAAUCUCCAACACAGAAAUCCUCAAUUUCUAAUUCCAUUCCGUUUCACUCACACUUUUCCGAAAAAAAGCAAGAGAGAGGAAAGAGAAAAACGAGUCGCAGGAAAUGGCGGAGCUCAAGGAGACGUUCGCGUGCGUGCCGUCGACGGAGCGGGGCCGCGGCAUCCUGAUUUCGGGCGAUGCGAAAUCCAAUUCAAUCCUAUACUGCAACGGCCGAUCCGUCAUGUUCCGCUACCUCGACCGCCCGCUCGAGGUCAAGGUCUACGGCGAACACAUGUACCCCGCCACCGUGGCGCGCUACUCACCCAACGGCGAGUGGAUCGCUUCCGGCGACGUGUCCGGCACCGUGCGGAUCUGGGGGACACACAACGAUUUUGUGCUGAAGAAGGAGUACCGGGUCCUCUCCGGCCGGAUCGAUGAUAUCCAGUGGUCUGCCGAUGGCGAGCGCAUUGUCGCCUCCGGCGACGGCAAGGGCACGUCCUUCGUUCGCGCAUUUGUGUGGGACUCAGGAAGCAAUGUCGGAGAAUUUGAUGGGCAUUCAAAAAGGGUCUUGAGUUGUGCAUUUAAACCAACAAGACCUUUUCGAAUUGUAUCAUGUGGCGAGGACUUUUUGGUUAACUUUUAUGAAGGACCUCCAUUUAAGUUCAAGCUGUCACACAGGGAACACUCAAAUUUUGUGAACUGCAUUCGCUUUUCUCCUGAUGGGAACAGAUUUAUUAGUGUAAGCUCUGACAAAAGGGGUCUGUUAUAUGAUGCCAAGACCGCAGACAUGACUGGGGAGCUGUCUUCUGAGGAUGGUCACAAGGGCAGUAUAUAUGCAGUUAGUUGGAGUCCUGACAGCAAACGGGUCGUAACUGUGUCUGCUGACAAAACUGCCAAGGUGUGGGAGAUAUCUGCUGAUAAUAAUGGAAAACUGGUAAAAACAUUGGCAUGUCCUGGAUCUGGUGGAGUAAAUGACAUGUUAGUUGGCUGUCUCUGGCAGAAUGAUCACAUAGUCACUGUUUCUCUUGGUGGCAGUAUUUUUCUGUACUCUUCCAGUGAUCUUGACAAAGCUCCACUAGAAUUAUCUGGACACAUGAAAAACAUUAAUGCACUAGCACUUCUGAAAGGUCCGUCCAAAGUUAUAUUGUCAACCAGUUAUGAUGGCCAAAUAAUUAAGUGGCUUCAAGGUAUUGGAUUCUCUGGAAAGCUAGAAAGGAGUGUUACCACUCAAAUUAAAUGUUUUGAAGCUCUUGAAGGAGAAAUAGUGGCAUCAGGAUUUGACAACAAGGUUUGGAGGAUUCGUCUGCUUGGGGACCAAUGUGGGGAUGCAGAUAGUGUCGAUAUUGCCAAGCAGCCAAAUGACUUGAGUCUUGCCCUUCUUUCUCCUGAUCUUGUAAUGGUUUCACAUGAUACUGGUGUUACACUCCUUCGUGGUACAAAAGUUGUAUCCACUAUUGAUCUGGGGUUCACUGCGACAGCAUGUACUAUUGCACCUAAUGGAAAUGAAGCUGUUGUGGGUGGUAAAGAUGGAAAAUUGCAUGUCUACUCUGUCAUGGGUGAUACCUUGAAAGAAGAGGCUGUACUUGAAAAACAUCGAGGUCCUAUCACUGUCAUUCACUACUCACCUGAUGUUUCCAUGUUUGCGUCUGCUGAUUCUAAUCGAGAAGUUGUCGUUUGGGAUCGUGCUUCUCAUGAGAUAAAGGUUAAAAAUAUGCUAUACCAUACGGCUCGAGUAAACUGCUUGGCCUGGUCUCCCAAUAACAGCUUGAUCGCAACUGGAUCACUGGACACAUGUGUCAUUAUAUAUGACGUAGAUAAGCCAGCAGAUCAACGGAUAACUGUCAAAGGAGCUCACUUGGGCGGAGUGUACGGAUUGGUUUUUACCGAUGACCACACUGUGGUUAGUUCUGGUGAGGAUGCAUGUAUCCGCAUAUGGACGGUAACGCCAAAGAAGUGAUGUUUGAAUUCUAUGCUCCUGGUGACUCAAUCCUUAGUUUCCUGUAAAUUAGAUGGAAAAGUUUAAGACUAUUGUUGAAGAGAGAUAUUAUAGCUCGCUCGAGAGAUCCUGAACCGGUUGUGCUCUCUUGCUUGCCAUUUUUGGUCGUUUGCUGACAACUGAAGCAGUUUCUUCUUAUUGCUGCCUGCAUUACGAUUUUGUGACGAAUAAGUUAUUGUUCGGACGCCUCUCUUUCCAGCUCCAUCGGCAGUGAUUGUGCAAACCUGCGUGUGGUGCUCGUUUUAGAUGCCCUCCAAGGAUUCAGCAAUCUUGGAUUUACUUCAAGGUUAGAAAACAAUAAUACGUUGAUGCCUUUUGAUUUUAUUUAUUUGUCCUUUUUCGGUUCGUUUGUGUUUUUGGUUUUUGUUUGCAUCGUAGUGUGGCGUUUUGCUGCUGUUAUUUAUGUGAUGUAAUGUAAUUAGUUUUGGUGGUUUGGGUUGUGUAAUUGUUCGCAGAUAACUUAUUUUACAUUGAAGGAGAUAUCUUUUUCUUUUCA
Messenger RNA from Salvia miltiorrhiza (redroot sage), 2596 nucleotides. Its product is annotated as actin-interacting protein 1-2. The transcript is spliced from 6 exons. Gene Ontology annotation, cellular component: cortical actin cytoskeleton. Bases 229 to 2061 code for a protein of 610 amino acids. Gene Ontology annotation, molecular function: actin filament binding. The record is from RefSeq and is a predicted model, not a curated record. NCBI's taxonomy places the organism in Eukaryota, Viridiplantae, Streptophyta, Magnoliopsida, Lamiales, Lamiaceae. Gene Ontology annotation, biological process: actin filament depolymerization; positive regulation of actin filament depolymerization.